Colossoma macropomum (tambaqui) is the source of this 3733-nucleotide messenger RNA. Its product is annotated as NACHT, LRR and PYD domains-containing protein 12-like. Lineage: Eukaryota; Metazoa; Chordata; Actinopteri; Characiformes; Serrasalmidae. The record is from RefSeq and is a predicted model, not a curated record. Bases 188 to 3505 code for a protein of 1105 amino acids. The transcript is spliced from 14 exons. Gene Ontology annotation, molecular function: protein binding.
CCAGCGUUCGACAUCACUUUCUGGCUCGAGAUCAACAAUAUUAUUUUUUGGGAUCCAUGAUGACAAAGUGACUGAUUACCAAGAGAUUUAUUUCACCCAUAAGGAUGUUACAUUCAGUUUGUGAAUCUUUUUCUUCCAUCUCGUUUGUAGGGGCACGUCACAGGUGUUGGUAAACCAGAAAAGCAGGAUGAACCUCUCUGAGGAGAGUGAGGAAGACAGUUUGACCUCUUUAAAGCAUUUAUGUCCAAUUCAGCAGGAGAGAUCAGACUCUCCGAUACCCAGUUGUAUGUCCAUGAAGAGUGACAGGUCUAUCCAUCCUCCACCAGAGUUCAAAGAUAGAGACUCCUCAUCUGGACACAGUGCAAUCCAGCAGGAGAGAUCAGACUCUCCAAUAUUCAGCUGUGCAUCCAUGAAGAGCGACAGGUCUAUCCAUCCUCCACCAGAGUUCAAAGAUAGUGACCCCUCAUCUGGACAUAGUCAAAUCCAGCAGGAGAGAUCAGACUGUCCAGGACCCAGCUGUGUGUCCAUGAAGAGUGACCGGUCUAUUCAUCCUCCACCAGAGUUCAAAGACAGAGACCCCUCGUCUGAACACAGUUUAAUCCAGCAAGAGAGAUCAGACUCUCCAGAACCCAGCUGUGUGUCCUUGAAGAGUGACAGGUCUAUUCAUCCUCCACCAGAGUUUAAAGAUGGAGACCCCUCAUCUAGAUACAGUCAAAUACAGCAGGACAGAUCAGACUCUCCAACACCCAGCCUUGUGUCUGUGAAGAGUGAUGCAUGUAUUCAUCCUGAGUUUAAAGAUAGAGACCCCUCAUCUGGACAUGGGUCUGUUCCUGCAUAUGCUGAAAAAGAAACCCAAGAGGACUUCAAAUUAACUCUGAAAAAUAAGUUUCAGUGUUUAAGGGAGAUAACAACAACCAAGGUAAACCCAACACUUCUCAGUGAGAUCUACACUGAGCUCUACAUCACAGAGGGAGACUGUGGAGAGGUCAAUAAUGAACAUGAGGUCAGACAGAUCGAGGCAGCAUCCAGGAGAACUACAACAGAGGACACAGCAAUCAAAUGCAAUGACAUCUUUAAGCCUUUAUCUGAACAAGACAAACCCAUCAGAACUAUGCUGACAAAGGGAGUCGCUGGCAUUGGAAAAACAGUCUCUGUGCAGAAGUUCAUUGUGGACUGGGCUGAAGAUAAAGCAAAUCAGGAUGUCCAGUUCAUAUUUCCACUUCCUUUCAGAGAACUGAACCUGAUGAAGGACCAAAAACUCAGUUUACUGGACCUUCUUCAUAAAUGUUUUAAGGAGACAAAAGAAAUGGAAAUAUCCAGCUUGCACAAACCAGUGUUCAUUUUUGAUGGUUUGGAUGAGUGUCGUUUACCUCUUGAUUUUCAGAGCAGAGUGAAUAUCUGUGAUGUUACUCAGCCAUCGUCAGUGGACAUGCUGCUGAUAAACCUGAUCAAGGGGAAUCUGCUUCCCUCUGCUCUCAUCUGGAUAACCUCCCGACCUGCAGCAGCUGAGCAAAUCCCCUCUGAGUGUGUGGAUCGAGUGACAGAAGUACGAGGGUUUACUGACCCACAGAAGGAGGAGUACUUCAGGAAGAGGAUCAGUGAUCAGAGUCUGGCCAGUAAAGUCAUCAAACAUCUAAAGAAAUCAAAAAGCCUCUGCAUCAUGUGCCACAUUCCUGUGUUCUGCUGGAUUUCAGCGACUGUUCUAGAGAGGAUGCUGGGUGAAGCAGAGAGUGGAGAGAUCCCCAAAACUCUGACUCAGAUGUACACACACUUCCUCAUCAUUCAGACAAAAAUCAUAAGAGAAAAAUACACAAAGAACCAGAAGACAGAUGAAGACAUGCUUCUCAAAAUGGGACAACUGGCUUUUCAGCAGCUGAGGAAAGGACACCUGAUCUUCUAUGAGGAAGAUCUGAGAGAGUGUAGCAUCGAUGUUGAAGAAGCAUCAGUGUACUCAGGUGUGUGUACACAGAUCUUCAGAGAGGAAUCUGGGCUGCUCCAGAGUAAAGUGUACUGCUUUGUUCAUCUGAGUGUUCAGGAACAUCUUGCAGCUCUAUAUGUGCACCUGACCUUCAUGAACCAGAAGAGAAAUGUGCUUAAACAGAGUCUGUUCUCUAAACGUAACAGCCUGAAAACAAAAAUCUCAGAUGUUCACAGGAGUGCUGUGGAUCAGGCCUUACAAAGUAAGAAUGGACAUCUGGAUCUUUUCCUUCGCUUUCUACUGGGUUUCUCACUGGAGUCUAAUGAGACUCUCUUACAUGACUUAGUGACACAGAGAGGAAGUAGCUCCUACAGCAAAGAGGAAACAGUUCAGUACAUAAAAAAGAAGAUCAAAGAGAAUUCAUCUGCAGAGAAAUCCAUCAAUCUGUUCCACUGUUUGAAUGAAUUGAAUGACCAUGGUCUAGUUGAGGAAGUUCAGCAGUACCUGAAGUCUGGAGAUUUGCAAACAGGCAACCUCUCUUCUUCGCAGUGGUCGGCUGUGGUCUUUGUGUUACUGACAUCAUCACAGAAGAUUGACGUAUUUGAUCUGCAUAAAUACACCAAAUCGUACAGUGGUUCGGAAGACGUUUUUUUGAAGCUACUACCUGUGGUUGCAGCAUCCAGAACAGUGCAUCUUACAAAUAGUAAUCUGAAAAGGAAAAGCUGGGCAGCUCUGGCCUCAGUGAUAAGCUCGGAAUGCUCCAGUGUGAGAGAGCUGCAUCUGUCUAGAAAUGAACUGGGAGAUUCAGGAGUGAAGCUACUUUCUGCUGGACUGGAGAAUCUUCACUGUAAACUGGAGACACUUUGGUUGUUGGAUUGUAAUAUCACAGUUGUAGGCUGUCCUGCUCUGGCUUCAGCUCUGAAAUCAAACCCCUCACAUUUGAAAGUACUGGAUCUGUCUAGGAAUAAAAUAGGAAACUCAGGAAUAAAGCUGCUCUCUGCUGGACUGGAGGAUCCUCAUUGUAAAGUGAAAACACUAAAGUUGGAGUGUUGUAAUAUUACAGAUAAAGGCUGUGCAGCUCUGGCUUCAGUUCUGGCUUCAAACCCCUCACAUCUAAAAGAGCUGAAUCUAUAUGGGAAUAAACUAGGAGAUUCAGGAGUGAAGCUGCUUUCUGUAGAACUAGAGAAUCCUCAAUGUAAUCUGGAGAUACUGUGGCUGCGCUAUUGUAAUAUCACAGAUGAAGGCUGUGCUGCUCUGGCCUCAGCUCUAAAAACAAACCCCUCACACCUGAGAGAACUGCAUCUAUCUGGGAAUAAACUUGGAGAUUCAGGUGUGAAGCUGCUCUCUGAUGUACUACAGAAUCCUCUCUGUAAACUGGAGAUACUGUGGCUACAGUUUUGUAACAUCACAGACGAGGGCUGUGCUGCUCUGGCUUCAGCUCUGAAGUCAAACCCCUCACACCUUAAAGAGCUGGAUCUGUCUGGGAAUGUCAGAAUAAAGACAGGAUGUCGGCUGUUGCUUGCUAUUAAGCAUGAUAACCAUUACAGGCUACAAGACCUAAGAUUGAUAUUUAAUCCUGUGGAUUAACAUUGUUGACAAGAACAAAUCACAAAAACAAGAAAGUAGCUUGUGAAUGUGUGUGAGGUGUUCUGGUAGAAAAGGAAAUGUGAAGUCUGUGUAAAUAAAAUUAAAAUGUGUGGACCAUGGAGAAUCUUAUAGUCUUGUUUUGUGAAUUUUGUGAUAAAAAUUGACUAAAUACACAUGGCUAUUACAGUAAAGCCUAUACUGAGUUUAAGACUAUACUAUGUUUAUUAG